Messenger RNA from Scylla paramamosain (green mud crab), 722 nucleotides. Its product is annotated as poly [ADP-ribose] polymerase 1-like. Gene Ontology annotation, molecular function: NAD+ poly-ADP-ribosyltransferase activity; NAD+-protein mono-ADP-ribosyltransferase activity. The transcript is spliced from 3 exons. NCBI's taxonomy places the organism in Eukaryota, Metazoa, Arthropoda, Malacostraca, Decapoda, Portunidae. The coding region runs from base 1 to 450 and encodes 149 amino acids. Gene Ontology annotation, cellular component: nucleolus. Gene Ontology annotation, biological process: protein poly-ADP-ribosylation; double-strand break repair. The record is from RefSeq and is a predicted model, not a curated record.
AUGUCUGAAUGUGUGGUGUCUUCUGGGCCACCCCAGGGUCUUCGCCUUGCACCCCCUGAGGCACCAGUCACAGGAUACAUGUUUGGUAAAGGUGUCUAUUUUGCUGACAUGGUUUCCAAAUUGGCCAACUACUGUUGCACCUCAAAGUCAAACUCAACUGGGUUAAUUCUUCUCUGUGAAGUUGCACUCAGCAAUAUGUAUGAAAGACUCGGUGCAGAGUAUGUGGAGAAACUCCCUGCUAACAAACACAGCACCAAGGGCCUGGGCCGCACAUGUCCUGACCCCAAGGCGACCAUCAAGGUGGAGGAUGGUGUGGAAGUUCCUCUUGGUAAAGGUAUCACUUCAGGUGUCAAAAACACAUCACUUCUGUAUAAUGAGUACAUCGUUUAUGAUGUUGCCCAAAUCAAUGCAAAAUACCUCUUGAAAUUAGAUUUCCAGUACAAGUAUUAGAUUUGCAGCUGUAAUUGCUACUAUCUAUUGAUUUCUUUUGAGAAUUGGCAAGUUUAGAUCUCAGAACAUAGUCUUGAUCUUUUUGUAACAGAUCUGCUCAUUUUUAUAUACAUUAAACCCUCGUAUUACCAGACUAAUUGAGAUGAAGCCACUGAUGUUAAAGGCAAAAAUCUGAUAAAAGUGGCAAUGAGUGGAUUAGAAGUGCCACAACCUCUAACAACAUCUGCCAGUGGGAGGCUGAGGCAGAAGCAGUGUGUGGGUGCCAGGGUUAA